Molecule: messenger RNA, 17369 nt
Organism: Pelobates cultripes (western spadefoot toad)
Lineage: Eukaryota; Metazoa; Chordata; Amphibia; Anura; Pelobatidae
Source: the annotation of a GenBank genome assembly
CUUUCUCGGAGCCCUACAGUGGUGACAGGAAAUCCCAAAUAUCUGUAUUCAGCAGUAAUUCCCAGGAUGCAUUUGAUGAAAUUGAACUGAUUGCUCCACACACUGGUUCUUCAGAAUCUAUAGAAUAUCUGGACAAUAGCUCUGACAAAGAAUUUCUAUUAUCGGACUCAUCAGGUAAGGACUGCGUAUGUUCAUUCUUACCGAGAGAAGAUUUAAAAUAAUAUUAAUAAUAAUAAUACCGAUUGUAUAUAAGCUAAUUAUAUUUAAUAAUCUGUGAUGUGGAGGAGACUAACAUUUCCUUGGACCAUGUUUUAACUAUAAAUAACAAUAUAUAUAACUUACAACAAGUUUAUGUGUGAACUAUAAAGUGCAAAAAGUAUUAUUUUUUUUGCCAUGCUGCCAUGAGAGAAGGACAGGCCCUUGUCUUCGAGACAUAUAUUUAAAAGCAAAUACCAAAAAGCAAAUGUCAAAACGGAAAGGCACUCCUAAAUAGGUGUAGUAUUAUUAUUUAUUUAUUAAUGAGACACUAUUAAUGGGAAAUUCCUUGCUUUGCACAGCAAAAAAUGCAGGACUGACGCUCAAUGUCUCCACACUCAGCAAAGAGAUGCAUUGACUCAAUGUUGAUUGGCGCAGAGUGGCAAUUUCCUGAGCACAAGCAAUUAUCUCCCAAUGCUUCCCUGUGGGGAACCAUUCAAUUGGCUGAGAUCAUCAGGUUUGAUGAUCUCAGCUUAGGAGACCGGCACGCCAGGGGAAUAAGGUAAGAAAAACUGCUUUUUUUUUUUAAUAUACUCAGGCAGGAGCCAAACAUCUAAAUAGUUACCAGAUCACUACACUGAUCAGCUACAACAUUAAAACCACCUGCCUAAUAUCGUGUAGGUCUCCCUUGUGCUGCCAUAGCAUCUCUGAUACCUCGAGACGUACUCCAGAAGACCUCUGAACAUGUUUUGUGAAACCAAGUCAGAGCAUUGCCUACGUCAUGUCCAACCUCAAGUUUUAGUCCACAUAUAGAUAAGAUGUCUAGGUCAUAAAAUUAGACCGAUUAAGAUGUUUCCAUGUGAAAUUUCUAAGUCAAGGCUAUGCUAUUUAAUGGUCAAGCUAAGUUAGAUUAGGUUUGUUUUUCUAUUUUCAUAACAUGACUUUGUUGAAAAUCUAAGAUAUAAAUAUGUGUACUUGGUAAAAUCAGAGACAGAGGAGAUAAUCUUGGAUGCAGACACGCUGCUCCAUUUUGUCAAGACUAAGAGGUUGACUUGUUCAAGAAGGUAUUUUAUUCUAUGUCACUGAUAUUGCAAGAAUAUACUUUAAUCUUAUAAACUCUGCUGUAAAUUCUUUUAAUGGAGUAAGUUAUUAUUUGUCUGUAUUUAUAUUUUUAUUUAAUAAAAUAAGUUAAAAUACAAAACCUGACUGCUUCCGAAACAAUCCCAAUUUUAUAUUGUAUUAUCAAUUAUUUAUAUAUCUUAAAUAGAGGAACUCUUACUAAUUAUAUAAUAUUAUAGGUAAAAUAUCUGUUAGGUUAGCCCUGCUAAGUUCUAUACUUUAAGACAUUAUAGUGGUAAAUAGGGGAACUGGCUGUGGUUUACCGAAUGGUGACGGGGAAGGAAAAGAAAGCAGAGAUAUGACAUGUUUCAUACUUUCAGACACUUCAUCCUAGACACAUUCUUCCUCUUGUAAACAUGUUGUUUUUGUAUUGAUCUUUGAUUUACAUUUUUAGGAUUUGCCAUUUGUUUUUACAUUGAAAAAUACAUUGUUAGCGUGCUAGGGUGCAAAAUUCCACAAUGAACUUCAAUUCUAAAAAUAUUAUCUAAAACAAGAGUAGUUCAUGUGAAAUCACAGAGAAAUGGUCUUUGUUCUAUAACAUAGUUUAGAGACUGGUACAAGCUGAGAUCUCUGAUCACAUGAUAUUUAAAUAUGUGGGGACAAGAUAUUCCCUAUAGAAAGGCUUGAUAUCACGUCAUUCCUAUAAAAGCAGAGGCAUUUCACAAAAGAAGUUGCCUUUGUAGGAAUGUAGUGUUCUGUGCAGUGCAACAAGUGCUGUUCUAUAAUGGAAUUCCCAUUGAUGACUCUUGAUGCCUCCAGCCUGCUCCAGAAAGUGUCUUUGUAAAAGUUUAGUGUUGCUCUAUGCUGUACAACGUAUGCUGCAAGACAAUUGCAGACCUUACAGUCUGCUACAGUUCCUGUUAGUAUCUGCCACAUCUGAGUUUUAUCUGGUCUCCAUUCUAUUUCAGAUCCUGUACUUCUGCUCCUCUUUUUUGACAAGCUAUGCUCCUGGCGCGUGGUGGUCUCUCUUUCUGGAGACCCUACGCAGCUAGUAAUGCACUCGGUAUGUUGGAAUGCAGCCAUGCAUGCAUGGUGCAUGGCAGGGCCGGACUGGGAAAAAAAAUUAGGCCCUGGCAUUUUUCAAUCAGAGAGGCCCCCUAGGAAGGGGGUGGGGACAGAGAGGGGGUGUUUUGUCAUAACUAAUGAGCAUGUUGGUUCAAUGCUCAGAGCCCCGCUGAAGAGCUCUAGCAUUAGAAAAAGGCCCUGUAUUUGUUCUGUGCAGCGCAAGCAAAUUUAAUAACAUGCUUGAGCUGUGUUUGCUUUUAAAUUGUCUCUGGUGUCUCCACAAGUGGGCCAGGAAAGUGUAUGGUGCCUGUGUUUGGAGCCUGCUUGUGGGAUUGCGUGUGUGUAGAAUGUGGUGUGGUAUUGUGUAUAGGUCAAUUUAAUUUGUGUUUGUGGUGUAAUAUGUGUGGCUAGGGGCUGUAGAGAGUGUGUGUACAGGGGCAAAGUGUUAUAAGGGAUGUAGCGAGUGUGUGCAUACGGGCUGUAGUGUGUGUGUAUAGGUGAAGUAGUGUGUGUAGAGGUUGUAGAGAGGACGUGUUUAGAGAAUGUUGUAUGUGUUUACUUACAAGGAAUGUAGUUUGUGUGUAGGAGAUCUAUUGUGUAAAGGACCCAGAGUGUGUAUAGAAGAUUGUGUGUGUGUGUGUGUGUGUAGAGGAUUAAGAGUGCAUUUAGGGUAAGGCAUCUGGUGUGUAUCUGGAGCGUAAUGUGUGUAGUGGUGCAGUGUGAGGGGUGUGUGUGUGUGUAUAUAUAUAUAGAUAUAUAUAUAUAUAUAUAUAUAUAUAGACGUAAUGUAUGUAUGAGGUGCGCAGUGUGUGUGUGUGUGUGAGGGUGUUUUUAUCUGCCGUCACAUUCUAGGUUUCUAAUUUUCUUUGUCUGUUAACUCACUGAGGGUUAUUAUAUAUAUAUAUGUGUGUGUGUGCUGUAUAUGUGUGGGAGUGUGCUGUGUGAGCGAGGGUGCUGUCUGUCUGAGGGAGCUCUGUGUGUCUGAGGGUGUUGUGUGCGUCUGAGGGUGCUGUGUAUGUGUGUGUGUCUGGGGUUGCUGUGUGUGUGAAUUUAUUUUAAUAUAUUUUUUAUUAAUAAAAAAAAAAGUUAUACCCCCCCCUCCCUUCUUACCUUUAGCCUGGGAGGGGGUGGGAAGCUGGGUUUCCAUGGGGGGGUGCCGUGGUGCCAUGGAGGGUGCUGCCUUCCCUGGUGGUCCAGUGGUGAGAGUGAACUCUAGCCUGCAGGCUAGAGUUAACUCACGUGAGAUCUGAGCAUUGCCGUGGUAACCGUGACAAUGCUCAGACCUCGCGAGAUGACCCGGCGGAGAUGCUAGCUAGAGCUCCGCCGGUCCUCUCCUCACUCCCUCCCCAGCCAGCGGCCGCAUCUCAGUGCCUCUGGGCCGGUGAGGGAGAUCUUUGAUCCCCACCGGCCCAUGGAGGCACACAGCAGGGCCGGGGCUCAGGUAGCGCUGGCCCUGCAGGAGCUGGCAGGGGAGAUCCUGUGAUCACAUAUAGUUUUUGACAGACACAUAUAUAAACUCACUGACAAACACACAUACACACUCACUGACAAACACAUACACACUCUUCCUGACAAACACAAAAACACUCUUUGACAGGCACACAUACAAACUCACUUACAAACAUAUACACUCUGAGGAUAAUUCUCCAUGUUGAAGUACAGGAACGGAUAAAGCAGGAGAAUCGUUGUGGGUAAGCCAGAGGUCAGAGAGUGCCAAAAACCAGGAUAUAUGGAGUAACAAGCCAAGGUCAACAGGAAUCAACAGGAGCGCACUGGAACACAAACAGCAAUACGGAACCAGAGUCAAGGAACUGACACUGCCUUCUGGGAGAGGCAGUGUUUUAUACCUGGCUAAAGAGACCAUCAUCUUCAGGUGUACCAAGAGUGACAGGAGUAAUUCCAAUGCAUGUCCAGCCCCCAGUGCUGGAUACAAGACGGAGCUAGAUACUGGCAUUACUAAAGCUGAAUGGUGGCUCAAAGGUAACAUAGCAGCCCCAGGACUGGGGCAGUCACUUCCUCCCAGCGUCUGGCAUCAUCAGAGGGGGCCUGGUCGCGCUGUUAAAGAGAAGCACUAAAUUAGAUGAAAAUUCAAGGAGAUGAGGCCUGCACUAUGAUGUCACCAGAGGAGGAGAAGGCAGCAACACUGAGUUAGUCUUGGUGUUUAAAAAAAAAAAAAAAUGAAAACAAACCUUUUCUACCUUUUAAAAAUGUUUUAAUUAGGGGCAUCUGAAUUUAAAGCAGGGAGGAGAACACUACAGCUUUAGGAAUACAUAUUUGUAUUUCUAAUACUAUAGUUUCCCUUUAAAUGUGUAAAUACAUACUUACCUCUAUACUGACAAUGGACGUCUUAAUCUUGUCUCUCUGUCAGCCAUUGUUUUCAGCUCUGCCAUAUUCUGUCAUCGAACACGGCAUGUAGACAUAAAGAAUACUAAUUUCUGUUCAUCUCCCGUUAAUGCAAUGUGUGCCCUGGCUGAUUGAACAGGAUUGCUCUUUAAUGAACAUGUAAAAUAAAAAGGAGCAUGAUAUGAAAAAGGUCAACAAAUGUUCUAGAUAAUUUUCAAUGUUAUAUUCAAUAUUGUAAUUUCAAGAAAAGUGAUAUUUCUCCUUUAACACAUUUAAACUGAUUUUGGUUUACCACGCCAUUGAAGAUGCAGAUGAGAUAUUGGAUAUGCUUGACUUCCAUACCCUAACCUGAGGCCAGCUAAGAUGACAGCUGGAAAAUUCAGUAAUUACAUGGAUUUCAUGAGAUUUUUAGAAAAUUUCCACAAACUGUGAAUUUCUACAUAUUUACCGUUCAUACAUCACCCAUGACUUACUUAAUGAACUAAGACUUGCUAUCCUUGGAUGAGAUUCAUCAGUGCACAUCCGUAUCUUAUUUCACUCUUAAGUAGUGCGCUCUGAUAAACGUGCCUACUGUAAUUUCUACGAACACUCUGCUUUAAGAAUGAUCAUUUUCAAAAGACUGGCCAGGUUUAAAAUAGCAUUAUUUCCUAAAAAGGUCAAAUAUGUAUAAAUUAGUGAUUCAUAAAUGGACACUCCAAGCACCAUAACCACUACAGACCACUAGAUUAUGGCAGUGGUUAUGGUGCCACAAAUGUCAAUGUGCACUCCCAGAGUAACUUGUAGAACCAUUUCAAUACAGUUUGACGACUUACCUGGAUCCCCCCCCCGGAUGCCUAUUUUGCACCUGGCUCUCCUGCAAUGAGCUAACCACAGCCGACACAGGACCUUGUUCAUUGGUUAAGAUUGUUCAGCUGACAAACUCAGCAUGUGAGCAUAGCCCUGCAUGGCUUUGAUUAGCUCAGUGGAGAUAACUGGAUUUUCCUGGAUGGAAAACCUGAAAGCAGGGGCUGUACCGUGGUCGUCCAGUGGGACCCAGGCAGGUUUUACAAACAGUUUUGUGGUUCUGGUUAAAGGGACAGUCCAAUGCCCAAAUAGAAAAAAAAAUCACUGUUUAACAGAUAUACUUCCAAUGAAACCAUGCAUAAAUCCAUAUAGAUCUAAAGCAGCAAACCUCUUGCCUGAAGCCAUUUCUUCCCCAGCCCAGAGUUUCUGUGAGUGUCCAAUCACAGACUUCCCAUGUGCAUUGAACAUAUGCCUGCUUCUUGAGUUUAGCUCCACUGAGCUAAACAAACCAGUAAGUUACAGGGCCGGUUGUCUGAUUGACAGCCAGGGGGAUGUAACAAGGUUAUUUUAUAAAAAGGUCAAUUUCUAUUAAAAUCUGUACUUUUUGCAAAAUUUUAAAAAAGGACACAAUCUUCACAGAUUAAGCACCACUGCUAGCAAAAGUGCUUUUGGGGUCUGGAGGGUCCCUUAAAUGUGCUGGAAAUAUUCCUUGCUUUUUUUCUGGUAUCACAGUGUACUGUAACCACGCAUUUCAUAAUUAAAGAUCAAUGGUUGUCAUCCACAAAAAUAAACUUCUGUGACCAGUGGAUAUUAUUUAUUGUCAGUAGUUUUUUGUUAUUUUUGUUUAGUUGCAAAAUAUAUGAUAAAUUCAUGUUUUGCUUCCGGACAGAUAAAGCCAUUUGCCGACAUGAGAUCACAGACUUUGGAUGCUGCAGCAAUGAUGAAGGAAUACUUGCUGAUAUACGGCUGUCCCUUCUAGAUCAUGAAAAUUGGGGAAAUGAGAAUCAUAUUUUCGAAGCAAAUAUCGAGAGCAGUUCUUCAGUGAGAGAAGGUAUAAUUUAAAAAUAAUUCAAAGUGUUUUCUACACAAGGUAAUAUCUCAUAAAAUCAUUCACAACAAAGCCUGAGCAUGUCCCUUAAUUGUCAACUCCACUAAAACUGCUCUGGAGAAGCUCGGUACACUUUUUCUCCAGAUAUUUAUCCUAUGGGAGUAUGCAAUGAAAAUUCAUUUUCUAAUUCAGAAAAGCCCUCUUUUUAAACUGAAACGUUAACAGGUAGAUCGAGCCGCUGCAAUUUUCCAAGCAGCAACCCAUCCAGCUGUAAAAUUUGGUUCCCUAAUAACGAAAUGCCUAAUAAAAUAGCACAUCUCAAAACCUCCAUUAACCAUACAUCAUAAGGAGGAGCACAGACAGGUGGAUGGAGUCCAGGGGACCCCAUAUAUAUGCGAGUAGAAUCUGGCUCUUGUUCUUUACCUGGUAAAAUACUAGUUUUUAACAGAGCUGCGCAGAGGGUGGAGAGUAUUAAAGAGGAGGUCCUGGCAAUUGUUUACCCCAUUACUCCCCAGCUGUGCCAAAAGGCUAAGGGAUUAGUGAAUAACUAGGUGGGCCUCCAGUCCCUAUGGCACAUUUCUAAAAAAUAACCCUGCUUCCCUCCAUAAGCCCCUACUUAUAUGUGGACAAAGGGCUGGUUAAGGAUCAUGGAGGAUAGAAAUCUACAAAUGCGUGGGAACCAUGUUUUGCUGCUACCUCGCAUUAAAAAGAAGAAAAAAAAAGUUAAAUUAUCUUGAGAACUUGAGCUUGUUUCCUUUGGGAAAAAGAGGUUGUGAUAACAUUACAAAGAUUCUCGAAGACAGAAUGCUUAUUGUAGGGGUCAGUUUUUCUUUUUGCCAUUUGUGGCAAAAUUGGAAAUCAAUUUAAAUUGAGGUUUUCGCAUUAGUUUGUCUCACAGGCAGAAACAGAAACGAGGAAAGGGCUGAACGUGAUGGACUUUAAUGCUUUCUAUUUUUCACAUUGUAUUACUAUGCAAUUAGUUGAUGCCAUCGAUAUCUUGACGUUUGCCUUUGGGAAUGGUCAUGGACAUUAAAAAGUAUAAGCUAUGAUUGCAAUAAAUAUAAUAUAUGAGUGCUGACGUAAUAAAACUCUUAAACGUGUAUUUCUUUUUGAUGACUGAUUUAAAAUUAUUUUUCUUCACCAAAAGGAGGUUCCACUACUUGGCAAAUUCUACAAUGUCCACAUUUACAAUUGCAUACAAUAUAAUUUGAGAAGUGGCUAAUAGUCAAUGGGGCUUGUUUAUUUCUAAUAUUAGGAGCCCUCUAAAAACUAUUUUAUGCCCGGCCGGCAUAUUAUAUUUACUGUGAUUUUAUUAGGAUUCUGCAAGGCAGGUGCUCUGAACAAUUUCUGCCUCUUGAGUUUAGCUCCACUGAGCUAAACAAACCAGGAAGUAACAUGACCUGUUGUCUGAUUGACAGCCAGGGGGAUGUAACAAGGUUAAUUUAUAAAAGUCCCAAUUUGUAGUUGAUUCUAUAGGCUUUAGCUGCUGAUUUAUAACAUUGAUUUUAUCUUACUAAAAGAAACGAUGCAAAAUAUAAAUAUGUACAGCCAACCCAAUAUCUGAAUCCAGCCAGAGCUUAUAAUACUAAUGGUAGCUUGCUGUAACUGACCAAUGAGAUUGCUGGAUUUAACCACUUUAACUAUGUAUUUGACACAAGGAUAACACUUCAAGUCCAAGAUCAAAAAAGCCACAGUUCAAUUAUAUCCAUCCAUUGAAACACUCUUUGCAUAAACAUCUCAAAACCUCAAUGUGGGUAAAAAAAAAAAAAAAAAGCUAAAUAAACAUCCUAAUAAAUCAUCUGAACCCAUUUUCCUUCUUUUUCAAUUUUAAUUUGCAGACCUCCUAACUUCACACAUGGGCCCAUAAUGAAGUCUUUAUUUUCAUUAUCUACAGCUACUUUAACUUGCUCAUCUGUAGAACAAACAUAUUCAUUCUUUGUACAAAUCUGAACUUCCAUUCAUUAACUUUAUUACUAGCAAUCUGAAAUGGUUCAGUCUACAUUGGUCUUAUUAUAUAAUGCUGUCCAUUUAUUUUUUUAUUUUUUUAUAGCUUGCUUUAAAGGGUCUUUCAUUUCUAUAUUAUUAUCCAUUAACCUUUAGGCUGAACUAAGUUGAUACAACAAACGCAACUAAAUAGCUAUUUGUCAUCUUUCUUGGCAGGACUAUUGCUUCCUCCUGCACCUGCGGUCCUCAACGAGGCCAAUACAUCAGAUAUUUCUUCAAAUGCGACUCUAGAUGUUCUGGAGAAUAUAAACACAAUAGUAAGUUCUGCACAAUACUUUUUUUUAUUUCUUUUUGCUUUGUUAAGCACUUAGCUUUAUGAUUUAUGAUUCCCAUUAGUAGUGUUGAUUUCGCUAAAUUGUCAUAAUGGAGAGCUGAAUAAAAUACAUACGGCAUUAUUCUAUUCCUCAACUGCUUAGUCAAAAGCUUUGACGUCCAAGAAAAACGUCUUCGUUUAAAGAUCCUAUUCACUGGCCUCUGAUAUAUUUAUAUGCAAUAAAAAUGAACCACUGUCUGCAUUCAUCUACGAUGCAGAUAAAUAGACGGUCUUUGGCGUAGAUGUGAGUAGAUAGAUCUCAAUGGCUAGUGUCUUCCAUCUGCAGUCAGGCACUGAAAAGAUGUGUAAUAAAUUUCAGUUCUUUGUUAAUAUGCCACUGCAGCAGAUACAUCUCAAAUAAAUGGUUGUCUAAACUCAUUAUGGGAAAUCAAGUCAUGUUAUUCAGUGCUAGUAGGAAAAGCGAGUAAAAAAAAAUCCUGGACAUUUUUGUAAACUGUCCACUACAAAAAAAAUAAAAAAAAAUUUUUAUUCCUCCGGGCAAAAUUAGCAGCUGUAAUCAGUGUGUGUGCAUGUAUUAUUAUUAUUGAUACGAUUUAUAUAGCACCAACUUAUUGCGCAGCACUUCACAGUAAUAUGUAUGUAUGCAUCCAUGAACAUGUUUGUGUGUGUACAUGUGUAUGAACAUAUGUAUAUAUGUAGUUAAGUGUGUGUGUGUGUGUGUUUUUUUUUAUAUGUAUAGGUAUGUAAAUCUGUGUGCAUAUGUUUUUUUUUUUAUAAACAAGGGUAUAAUCAAUACUGUUGACCCAAAGUAUUUAGCAAUAAGUAUUAAAAGAAAGCCUCGGAGCACAACAUACAUGUUUUAUCAAUCAUUUAAUCUUUACUACAAAUCAUCAAUCAGGUGAGUUAAAGAACAAAAUAUAUAUGUGUCUGUAAUAUUAGUAGCAUGUCUUUUGAGUUUUCAAAUCAAGUCUAGCGGACAGCUCAAAAUCUGACAGUUUGCUAUUCAUGCAUAAUAUCUGAGCGUUUUACCAAUUUAGGCCACAAUUUAAUAUUUUGGAUUAGCUGUUCAGUUGAGCUCUGACUUAAUUUAAUUAAUUUGAAUCAGUCAGAAUUUGUUCCACACUGUUAGAACACUUUUUUUUAAAUGCUUCAGCCACAGAAGUCACCGUUAAAGUCUAUGAGAAUGUUUAUAGAUUAAUUAUUAAAAGUUUUUCGAAUAGGUUGUGAUCAUUUUCCCAAAAAAAUAUUAAAUUGAGACUUUAUUCAACAGACCUGUAGUUCUACAAAAAGUGCAUUAUUAAACAUUUUACCUAAAUAAACUCAAAUGUGAUUAAUAAAAAAUAUCUAAUAAUACAAUGUACUUUAUAACAAUACAACACAUCAUGAGAAAUAUGUCAUUUACAUAAAAGUGUUGUGUUUGGAUAGCAAUUAUUUUAUAUAUAAUACAUUUCUUAUUUGAUUGAUAUUGAUAUCCAUUAACCAAUUUUAGAUUAUAUUUAGAAACAUAAAAUUAACAUACAUUUGAAUUUAAGAAAAUAUUGUUAAUAAGCACCUAGUGUAAUGGAUAAUUUACAUUGAUCACUAUUCAGUAACACACUUAUUAAUAUAUUGUUAAUCUUAAAAUGCAGGUUGGAUUAUAAAUGUAAAUUUGUGAAGAUUAUGGAUAUUGAUUAUAUAAUUUGUUUAUGAUUACCGUAAUACCAUCCUUUCAAUUUGUCCUAAAUCAGUGGAUGCGACCUUUUAAACUUUUAACUGUGAUUCUUGCCAAACCCCAAUGCAAUCAGGUCAACACAUGCUGUUUUUUGGAAGAAUUCUACAGAUUUUCUUGCAAGUUUAGCAAGACUAUAUAAUGGGUAGUGUGGAUAAUUAUUAACUGUUUUUUCUGAAGGAGCCUCUGCAGGGACAGGAGUAGAAAGAACUAGGGGUUACCAGAUGGCUGUAGUUUAUAAGAGACCAAUAAGUGUGAUUUUAUUAACUGCUAGUCUAUUGGAUUAUAGUAUGGAGCUAGAUUGAAACAGGCCUCCGGGGCUAUAUAGGUUUAUCAUUGUUGAAUUUCAGGAUUGGUGACAUUUGGAUAACUAGAGCUGAUGGGAAUUGUGGUUUAGUACUGAUGGAGUGUUCAGAAUUUUAACAACUCGCUUUUGUUUAUAUGAUUUAGUAUUCUAUGCAAUUGUUUUUUUUUCUUUAUCUUUUACUAAUAUAAACACUAUUCUGAGAUAUUCUUACGUCGUUCUGUUGUUUGUCUGGUCAAAUACAACUUUUUUAAAAGAAGGUUAAAUUAAAAAAGAAGUUUACAUACCACCAAACUUUAAAAAUCUAUAGAAAAAAAUGAACACUAAAAAACAUAUAUUUCUUUACACAUAAAAGCGUGUUUAAGAAUAAAAUACAUUAAGCGGUGCUUAAUAUGAAAAAAUUACUUUAAAAAAAUUGAAGACAACUUAAAGAACCCAGUUAUAAAUACAGAGCUUACUUAGUAGUUAUCUUUAUUGUGACACUGAAAAAUAAAAACAAAAAACAAAAGAAGAGUAGAUUCUCUUCCCCAUGCCUGAAUAGCAUUGUAACAAAAUAUAUGGUUUGGGUUUAAAGGUCAAACAAAGAAUAGUUUUCUUUACAGAAGAUCUGCUUGCUUUGACUUCUCACUCAGACCAUUAAAGGGAGACUCUAAGUCCCCAAACAACCAGGACCUGAUUUCCUAUUAGGCAGAGUAGGUACCUGCCUACAGGUGCCUGACCAUUAGGGGGCGCUUGUUUUCAGCACUUACAAUGUGCCUUUUUUACCUUUACUAGGCUGAAGUGGGGAAAGAUAAGUACCAGAAGCCUAGAUCAGUGUCUUCUGUAGUCCAGUCAGCCUUAACAGCAGACCUACAGGAACAGGUUUAGAGGGUGUAAAGUCCGAGCUCUGCCAGUGUCUGUGUGCGAGGCUGAACAGGAAGUGGAAGGGAUCACCUCCUUUUUGCCCACUAACAGUCUCUCACACAGAAAAUGACCUGCUGGAGGAGCAGGGACAGCACUGAGUGAUGCACUCUGUAUAACUGCUAAUGCAGCUCUAAUAUCAUCAAACUGACUGGUAUACAGUGGACAUAGAAGGGGGAAUACUUUUAAGUAACCCUUCAGACUCCAGCACUGAAAGCCUAAACCUGAAAAUAAACCCUUUACCUUAACCCUAUGUUUAACUCCUUACCAGUACCCCAAUAUAAAUGUAACCAAACUCUAGUCCUAAACUCAAUAAUAUUAAGCAGCCCUUAUUAGGGAUGUGCAUAGGAAAAAUAUUCUGUUCAGUUUGGCAAUCCGAAAUUCGUGACUUUGCCACUUCGGAACUUUGGCACUUCGGCACUUUGGUUCGGCACUUCGACACUUUGGAACUUCAGGACUUCGGGUAAAUGUAGGAUUAGGGUUAGGGUAGGGUUAGGUUAAGAGUAGAGUUGGUUUAGGGGUAGGAUUAGGGUAGGGGUAGAGUUGGUUUAGGGUUAGGGGUAGGGUUAGGGUUGGUUUAGGGUUAGGGGUAGGGUUAGGCUAGUGGAAGGGUUAGAGGUAGGGUUAGGGUAGGGUUAGGGUUGGUUUAGGGGUAGGGUUAGGGUUGGUUUAAGGUUAGAGGUAGGGUUAGGGGUAGGGUUAGGAAUAGAGGUGGGGUUAGGGACAGUGUUAGGGUAGGGUUAGAGGUAGGGUUAGGGGUAAGGGUAGGGUUAGGGGUAGGGUUAGGGUAGGGUUAGGGUUGGUUUAGGGGUAGGGUUAGGGUAGGGUUAGGGGUAGGGUUAGAGGUAGGGUUAGAGGUAGGGUUAGGGUAAGGGUAGGGUUAGGUUAGGGGUAGGGUUCUGGUAGGGUAACCUACUGCAUAUCUCCAGUAAUUGACAGUGAUAAAUUAUUCCAGAGAACUAGAUAGAGAGAUCUUGAACCUUUAGUUCCAAAAUAUUUAAAGACAAUACUAAAUUAAAUAAUUUCAAAUUAGUGCUGUGCUAUGUAGGGCGUACAUUUCCUCCAAUUUAAUAUUCUUCUAGUUUUGGUCUCUUAUUUACAAGUAAUAAGUGUGCUUCUGCAUCGUAUAGUAUUAAAAGUUCAUUUUCUAAAGCAAAAAUUACACAUUUUAAAGUAGAAGGGCAGUAAAAGUGUUUUGUUUCUGUAACUGGAGACACUACUCAGGCCAUCACCCACAGCUGAUUGCCUAGUAUUCUGAGAUCAUCUGCAUUAUUUUAUUGCCAUGGCUUUCUGCAGCAAUUUGACAAAGCAGUUUAGGAGUGAUAGUAUAAUAUUAGGUAACACCAAUCCCAAUAUAGCAGAUUUUAUUUUGGAUCUGGAUGAUAUGCUGCAAUGGCAAGCGUGAAAAUGACCAUUCACUGUCUAGAUCACGUAGGGGCGGCCUAUAAAUUUUGGAUGUGGUGAUCUUGCUUACAUAUACCUCGGAGCCUAGCCUGCUUUCUUGAGAUUCUGUCAAAACGCAGGUACCUUGAGCAGUGGCGUACACACAACCCAUGUGGCCCGGUGCGGAAAACUGAUCCAUGGCCCCCCCUCCCCGCACGCUUACUCUGUGCGGGCCAGUGCCGCAACACCUGGCGGCAGCACCUGGUCGCAGGAGCCGCAAGGCUGUGACUCAUGCGACCGCAGUACAUGCUGUAUGUACACCAGUGCAUGCAAAUACACAUACACUUAAAGGACCACUACAGACACCCAGAUCAUAUCAGCUCAAUGAAGUGGUCUGGGUGCCAGGUCCCUCUAAUUUGAACCCUGCAGCUAAAAACACAGCAGUUUCACAGAAACUGCUAUGUUUCACUGAGGGUUAAUCCAGCCUCUAGUGGCUGUCUCAUUGACAGCAGCUAGAGGAGCUUCCACAAUUCUCACUGUGAAAAUCCCAGUGAGAAGACGCUGAACGUCCAUUGUGUAAUGCUUUCCUAUGGGCGGUUUGAAUGCGCGCACGGCUCUUGCCGCCCAUGCGCAUUCGGAGCUGAGAGGUGGAUCGGGGCGGAGGGAUCACCAGCGCCAAGGGAGUUCGGUGCUGGAGAAAGGUAAGUGCUGAAGACACACACACUCUAACACACACGUUUAAAAAAAAAAAAAUUAAUCCCCCAACCUCCUUACCUUUGGGAGAGCUGAGGGGAUUCCCUGGGGUUCAGUGGUGUUGCUGGGUGGCCGGUCACCGGGUUGGCAGGCUGGCGGGCGCGCGAGGGAGCACUCUCCCCUGAGUGCUCCCUGUUCAGCUCCCUCGCGCGCCAUGUACUGAUGCCGGAGCUGGAAUAUGACAUCAUAUUUCGGCUCCGGCAUCAGUGCGGUGCACGAGGGAGCUGAACAGGGAGCACUCAGGGGAGAGUGCUCCCUCGCACGCCCGCCAGCCCGUCCGCCGGGUGACACCAGGGCCAGCUUUGGGGGGCCCUGAGGUGGCCGGCUCCUGGGCCCCCCAGGAGAAGAGGCUGGCCACACUGGGUACAUACCGGGUCGCAGGGCGGCCUGGCCCCCUGGUGGGCCGAGCCCGAUCGCAGCCGCGACCCCUGCAACCCCGGUAUGUACGCCACUGUCCUUGAGUCAUAUUUUCUGACACUGACCAGCUCUAACAAACUUUUGGCAACAGAUUUAAACCCUAGUUGAGUCUACCACGGGCAGAUCCAUACCGGAGACUUACUUAUUACACAUGCUACCCAGUGGAGUUAACAGAAGUAGUAAGUGAAUCUCCCCAGCUGUUUGAUUGGCAGCUGGGGAGGUGUUUCUAUUUUCAGAUAUAAAAGUGUUAAUUUCACAAUGAAAUUGUCACAUUUAUACACAUACAUACACAUAAAUACAUAUUGACAUACAUACAUAAUGGCAUACAUACACAUACAUACUGAUAUACAUACAUACAUACAGACAUACACACACACACACACACACAGAUAGAUAUAUACAUGCACAGAUACAUACAGACAUACUGACAUACACACACACAAACAUACAUGCAUACUGACAUACAUACUGAUAGACAUAUACAUACAUACAUACAUACAUACUGACAUACACACACAGACAUACAUGCAUACUGACAUACAUACAUACACACAUACAUACUGACACACACACAUACAUACUGACACACACACAGACAUAUAUACAUACAGACAUACAUGCAUACUGACAUACAUACACACAUACAUCCUGACACACACACACACAUACAUACAUACAUAUAUACUGACACACACACAGACAUAUAUACACACUGUAACGGCACCCUCAGCAUAAAAGGGUUAAACCGCCGUUUAGGAGAUCUUCCCAUUCCAGAGAUGCAGGCACAGCUACUGUAGAACACCAGACUCCCGAACCGCAUGUAAGGGAAUGCUCCAAUCUCCCGAACUGCAUACAAUGUAGCACUCCAAACUCCCGAACUGGAACCAUACGAAUAGCUGCUAGCAGACGAAUAGGAAAAGCACCCAAGCGGCUUACACUCCUAGCAAUCAGUCUCUAUCAGCAUACAGUAAAUCCCCCCAAAGACGAGACAAGGCUCCGUGUUGAGGGUCAAGCAGUGGUCUGUUUAAUGAGGGCUACCUGCCCAGUAUUUAUGCAGGUCUCCCACCUGGUGGACACUCCCCUAGGGGACCAAAUGGGAGACUGUAACAAAGGACAGACAAGUAUCCAUUUAGGACAUACAGUUACAAUAUAUUCCCACAAUGCAUCCUGGCUUCCUCCCCUCUGCCUGGAGGUAAUUGAGAAGUAAUUCAAUUAUCUCCCAGGACAAAGGCAAAUCGCCAUUAUGCACAUGGGGAUACUAGAAUAGGAAUUACUAUUAAAAUACACUAUGUGACCAAAAGUUACAAUGAAUAUAUACAUUUAACAUAUCCCCAGAUAGCUCAGGUCUGAGCGCACAUUAUUAAGCGAAUGGCGCUCAGACCACACGAAUACAGUUUAAUCGCCAUGGAGUCAAAGUGUUCAUAAAGUCAGUUCUCAUACGAAUGAGCUCCACGGGAUCCUAUCUGGGGUAUGGUGUAGUCAGGUACAACUACCAAAUACAGGGCCGUUCGUGCACUUCCACCGAACAAGAAGGGAGGUCGGCGGCUUCAGCGGUGUUUGCGCCAAAAUGCAUCCGUUUUCAGUUCCAUGAGUUGGGCGUCGAACACCGCUGUGCGUUCGCGUGUUUAAAAUGGCCGAGACCUCGUGUUCGGUAUACGAAUGGCGGCCACCCAGUAUUCGUCAAUUAAGCUGCGGUUAACCGCAGCUUCUGGGAGGCUAAUUGCCGACACACUCCAGCUCUCAGGAGAUCCAGUCAUUCGUGUGUUAGUUCGGUAGAUUGAAUCUACCGAACACCGGGCAGAAAAGCACGAAUAAGUCUUUUCCGCAGGAGAAAAGAGGUCUUUUAACAUGGGGCCAUAAUCCAAAGGCAACAGGCGAGCAACCAGGCUUCUCCAAUGCAAUGUGGCGAGAUUGGUCUCGUCACACACACACACCUCAUUUAUCAGCCACCUUCCUAUUCCUUACCUUUAAGUUACAGGAGAGUGGCUGGGGAUGAUGGGAGCGGAUGCCUCAGCUCUCCUCUCCUGUCCUCCGCUCUCCCCCCCGCGCAGAGUAAGCUGGGAGGAAGUGACCGGCCGUCACUUCCUCCCAGCAGCACUUGCGGUGUAGCCGCAUUUUUUUUAAAGGGGCCAUAAAUGCUUGGGCCCCUUGAUGGUGGCCCUGGCUGCUGCUAUAAAUCAUUCUGUCUGUUUCUCUCCUCUGUAUGUACUGCUCUCACGCAGAAGCUGCCCCUCCUACCUUGUUCCUCUUGCAGACAUUGCUCAGGCUGAAUUCAAUCAGAGGAGUUGCCAAGAGGAGGAUUUCCCUAAUAACAGGCAGGCAAAGCUGAGACGUCUUAUAUCUGUGUUGAUCAGCAUAGGUUUGACACAGACUUAAUUAAAUUGAGAUGAGGGUGAAACAAUGGCGGAUCCAGGGGGUGGGGCAACUGGGCAAUUGCCCCGAGAUAUAAGUGCAGCAUGAUGAGAAGGCUUCUGACGGCCCUUCUUCACUGCUGCCCUUCUAUCCACACCAGACAUUAGACUCCACCCCCUCAUAAAAGGUUCUGCACCCUGUUUAAGACCCACCCCUUGCUCUGAUCCGUUCCCCGGCAGCUGCUGGAAGGAACCAUCUGCACCCACUGAAGGAUAAUCCCAUUUCCACUACCAGUUCUACAUUGCACUACCUAGAAAUGUAUCUGUGUGUAACUGGAGCUAACGAGAUGCAACUGAUAUUGAUACAGAUUUUAGUUUGGAGUUGCUAAUGAUAGAGAGAAUGAGUCAUUUAUAUUAUCAUUCUCUGGUCUUCCACUGGAACCAAAGUUUCCCUAAAAAUAAUUUAACUGAAGAGUGCAUGGAACUGAAAUUAUGUAUUGAAGGAGUUUUUAAUUUUUUUUACAAAAUCAUUUUUUUUGCUUUCAUUUUGUAAAUGUUAAAUGCUGAUGUAAUUCCCCAGAAUGCACUGUUAAAUUAAUGGCAAUGACAAUUUUUGCUUCAACCUUUUUUCUUUUUCUUACAGGUAAAAAGCCUGGGAAACAUGAAUAUUGGAAGUGAAGAGAUGCUUUUGAGUGAGGCUGAAACAAAUGUAAAUAACAUCAAAAUGGAUUCCUCUAAGCUACCCAUUGUUCCAGACCUCCCUUCACCUAUGCAUUGGAAAG